Molecule: messenger RNA, 1270 nt
Organism: Erythranthe guttata (spotted monkey flower)
Lineage: Eukaryota; Viridiplantae; Streptophyta; Magnoliopsida; Lamiales; Phrymaceae
Source: RefSeq, a predicted model, not a curated record
UAAAAAAAAUAUCUUCAAGAACCCUUUUUAUUUUCUUGAAAUAAGGGAAAUGGGGCUCUGAAUUAGUGGUUGCUGUUAUGAAAUUGAUGAUCUGAGAAUAUAAUUAAUCUGCAUUUUGUGAUUGAAAAAGAAAAGAAAAGAAAAAUGGGGGUGGAUUAUUACGACGUACUUAAGGUGGAGAGAAGUGCAACAGAGGAUGAUUUGAAGAAGGCUUACAGAAGAUUAGCUAUGAAAUGGCAUCCAGACAAAAAUCCCAACAACAAGAUUGAAGCCGAAGCCAAAUUUAAGCAAAUCUCCGAAGCCUACGAUAGAGAGAUUGAUAUGCCAUAUUUUUUAUUGUUUCAUUAUUGUUAGGUAUUGAGUGAUCCUCAAAAAAGGCAAAUUUACGACCAAGACGGAGAAGAAGGUCUAAAAGAUGCCCCACCGCCCCCCGGUUCGACGGGUAGCCAAAACGGGUUCAAUUCAAGAAAUGCGGAAGAUAUUUUUGCUGAAUUUUUCGGGAGUAGCCCGUUUGGAUUCGGAUCGGCUGGUAGGUCGAUGAGGUUUUCAUCGGACGGUGAUAAUAUGUUCAGAAACUCGUCGGGUGAUGGGAGUGGAUCGGUUAACAUGGCAAUGAAGAAGCCACCACCUGUCGAGAGUAAAUUGCCUUGUACACUUGAGGAGUUGUAUUCUGGUUCUACUAGAAAAAUGAAGAUCUCUAGACAAGUUCUUGAUGCUAAUGGGCGUCUAGUGACAGAAACGGAGAUAUUAACGAUAGACAUAAAGCCCGGCUGGAAAAAGGGAACAAAGAUAACGUUCCAAGACAAAGGAAUCGAGCUGUUGAACCAGCUCCCAGCGGAUCUCGUGUUUGUGAUCGACGAGAAGCCCCACGCAACCUUCAAGAGGGACGGCAACGAUUUGAUCAUGAGCCAUCGUGUGACUCUGGCGGAAGCGAUCGGUGGUACUACCGUGGACCUCACCACGCUGGAUAAUCGCAGUCUGUCGGUCCCCGUCAGCGACAUCGUGAGCCCCGGUUAUGAACUGGUGGUUUCGAGAGAAGGCAUGCCCAUUACAAAGGGGACCACCACCGGUAGAGGCGAUUUGAAAAUCCGAUUCGAAGUUAAAUUUCCCACUAAAUUGACGGGCGAGCAACGGGCCGGGCUCAAGCGGGCCCUUGGAGGAUGAAAGAUAGUAGAUUUUGUGGAUUGUGUUAGUGCUUAGUUGUAACAUCUCAAACUAUCUCUUGUAUUUCUUUUUGAAUUAAUGUAACCCUCUUAUGAUCAAAAGACAA